Molecule: messenger RNA, 2211 nt
Organism: Scleropages formosus (Asian bonytongue)
Lineage: Eukaryota; Metazoa; Chordata; Actinopteri; Osteoglossiformes; Osteoglossidae
Gene: polr2c
Product: RNA polymerase II subunit C
Exons: 9
Coding region: 143-970 (275 amino acids)
Biological process (GO): transcription by RNA polymerase II
Cellular component (GO): RNA polymerase II, core complex
Molecular function (GO): protein dimerization activity
Source: RefSeq, a predicted model, not a curated record
AACGCGACAGUACGUAACGCGGGAGGAAAAAGUUCCGUUCGUGGUGCAGGGUCGUGUUGUUUUGGUGGUUAAUUUUUUUUAUUUAUUUUUUUUUGGCUCUUUUUGUUGGUUCCAGAAAUCUGUGUUUACGUCAGCUUUUGCCAUGCCGUAUGCCAAUCAGCCGACGGUGAAAAUUACAGAGCUGACGGACGAAAAUGUCAAGUUUGUAAUUGAGAACACCGACUUAGCGGUGGCCAACUCACUACGCCGUGUAUUCAUGUCAGAAGUGCCGACAAUAGCCAUUGACUGGAUUCAAAUCGAUGCAAAUUCUUCUGUUCUCCAUGAUGAGUUCAUCGCGCACAGAGUUGGUCUUAUCCCCCUGACCAGUGAUGAUAUUGUGGAUAAAAUGCAGUACUCCAGGGACUGUACGUGUGAUGAUUUCUGUCCCGAGUGCUCAGUUGAGCUUACGCUGGAUGUGCGCUGCACUGAAGAUCAGACACGACAUGUGACCUCCAGAGACCUCCUAUCCAACAAUCCCAGGGUCAUCCCAGUGACCUCCAGGAGUCGGGACAAUGAUCCUAAUGAUUAUAUUGAACCAGAUGACAUUUUGCUGGUGAAACUGCGGAAGGGUCAAGAGCUGCGUCUCAGGGCUUAUGCUAAGAAAGGUUUUGGCAAAGAGCAUGCGAAGUGGAACCCCACAGCUGGCGUGUCUUUCGAGUAUGACCCAGACAAUGCUCUGAGACACACAGUGUACCCACGCCCAGAAGAAUGGCCCAAGAGUGAAUAUUCAGAAAUUGAAGAAGAUGAAGUUCAGGCACCCUAUGACCCUAAUGGCAAACCAGAGAGGUUCUACUACAAUGUAGAGUCAUGUGGUUCAUUGCGACCGGAGACCAUCGUCAUGUCCGCUUUGGCCGUUCUCAAGAAAAAACUUAGCGACCUGCAAACACAACUGAGCCAUGAGAUCCAAAGUGACGUGCUCACCAUCAACUGAGAAGUGCUGCAGAUGUGAUAGCAUAGAUCUAUCUACUGACACCUGGACUGAUAGAUGUUUUCCCUGACUAUGUACGGGAAGCUGCACCUCAACUCAGUAUUCAGUCAGUCCCCAUUGAGAUCCAUUCCAGUAUGGCAUUCGCACUUUUGUGUGAAUAUUAAUUUUUGGAGUGUCUCGGGAACUGGGGUUAAAAAUUCCCUGCUACCACUUUUCUCAGAUGUUUCUUUCUAGACUUUUUGUAUGGGGGGGGGGAUGGCAUACAGAGCUGGUUUAAGCACAAAUGUUAAACUGUUUAUUGCAGCCAUAAAAUAAGAGCUGUAAAACAUUAAGCUCAGUGGGUAUAUGCUGUUUGGCUUGGGUUUUUUUGGGUCACUUAUUUACUGUCAGCUGUAAAAUAAAAUGACAACUUUUUAUAUAACCAAGAUGUUUGAUUAAUCACAUAACCUAUUAAUGUAGUUUGUUGUAUGUAAACUACAACACUGCAGUUACUCUGUGAUUGGUUAAUAAUCACAGUCAAUAGUUUGGCUGCCCACACAUGUUUUUUUUGGUAUUUAGACCUGGUUCUCAUGAUAGUACAUGGAAAAAUAGAUGUGUAGGUGAGACCCAGAAGCCUUUAUAGUUGUUAGUGGUCAUUGACUGCUCUCUCUGACUUCAGAUUCUCUGUAACAGGGUGUCCAAAAAACCGACAGACCGUUCUUGCAUUUGCUCUUAUACCUUUUUCUCUACAUAAGUAAUGUUGGCAAACCAGUAAUUAUGUGCAGUGAGCUGGUCUUGAAAUCCAAAAGUUUUGGUCUCCUAACAGGCUCAAGAGUUUUGUUUCCUUUCCCCUCCUCCCUUGUAGCUUUUUGUCCAUGUAAUAUCCCAAGAAAUUGUUUCUUUGAACAAAAGCAUUAUAUGGUGCUGAUUGUAAUUUGUAUCUAUGUGUGAAAUUCUGGGUCUAAUUGGCUUAUGUAUCAUGUCUUAAACACUUUUCUUAAAUGAUUGUACAGUGGUAAGAGCUCUGCAAUAAGGAUGUUGAGGAAUUUGCUAUAUAAAGCCAUGCUAAAUUUAUUUUAAAAUAAAUUAUGUAAUAUUUUCCCUUUAAAAAUGAGCGGCAUGGUUUAAUAUGAGCACACAAAUUCAAGCUCCAAAAUGUGACAAUUUACACAAUGUUUUUGACUUUACUGACAACUUUGUCAUUGUUAUCCAGUGCAACUGUAAAGAAUGCUCAUUAAAAACCUGCAAAGUUACUUGGUGCUGGA